AUGCCGAGAGGAUUUUUAGUAAAAAGGAACAAUAAAUCGUCUCCCGUUUCAUAUAGGAUUCGGACUGAGGACGAGGAGCACCAGCUGCUUGAAGUCCAUCCUCUGGGCGCGGAUGCGCGGGCAGUCGCAGGUCCAGACAGUGUUUCACACAGGAACAGCCCAGACCCUCUAAACGAUGGACUUACACAGGAUAACAUCUUGAACUCGGCCCAUAGAGCGGACGUGCUAUCAGAGGAUGGUGCUUCAGAGGAAUUCUAUUCUAAAAAGACAUUUUCAAAGUGUGGCAUCUCAGGCUGGGCUAAUGUCUCCUACACCCCCAUCAAACCUACUGACAUCAAACUGGAAAACGCUUUUUUGGACAGAUGUUUAAGUUCGUCAGCUUCUGUUGACUCUUUCUCUGCGGCUGCUUCCUUGAAGCCAGUAGAAAGGUUUCUGGUGCAGCCCUCCUUACCCCCGGUAGAUGUUAAGCGGGGCGGUAUUACUCACCUACACCAGGAUCCCAGGCACCGCAAACACAAAGCCAGCCCGAAGAAACCUAAAGUAAUCAGAAAAUUGAAUUUCGAGGACGAGGUGAGCACUUCACCUGUUCUGGGUCUAAGAAUUAAGGUGGACGCCUGGGACUGCAAGCCGUCAGCAUCAGCAAACAAGCUCCUGGCUGAAUUUAUCUGCCAGUUGUGUAAGGAGAGAUAUUCAGACUCUUUCUCUCUAGCCCAACACAAAUGUUCCAGAAUAGUCCGGGUCGAAUACCGCUGCCCCGAGUGCGAUAAAGUCUUCAGCUGUCCAGCUAACCUGGCUUCACAUCGCAGGUGGCAUAAACCUCGUCCAGGGGGGAACAAGAACGGUCCCAACCCCCGGAAGGAGAGGCAGAAUUGCCCUACAGAGCCGGGCCCUGUAGAUCCUGAAAGCAAAGAGAACUCCAAGAGGCUGGGCUCUGGGGAUCAGAGCAGCAGCAAGUCAAUGGGCGGCGCUCAGACCAUGGACAGCUCCAAGGACACGGACUCGCCUUGUGCGGGCACUCUCCUGCCUCCUGGAGCUGGCUGGAAGGUCGAACGCUUCGAGUGUCCUUAUUGCAGCAAGAGAUUCCGGCGACAGGCUUACCUGAAAAAACACCUGGCCGCCCACGAAGUCGCCAGGUCCACUUUUCCCAACCGUCUGGAGCUGAGCCGGAUCACCUUCCCCUGCCAGCUGUGCGAUGUGUACCUGCCAUCUGCCGAGAUCCGCAACAAGCAUCUGCUGUGGCAUGCGGUGAGCCGCGGGGAAGCGGCACUGCUCAGCCCCAGCUGCGGGCAGAAGUGCUCUGCUCCCAGGCCCAAGGAGCAUGACGACGCCGGGGACCUGGAAGGUCAGCUCUUCUCCUGCAAACACUGUCCAUCGACCUUCUUCAGCUCCCCGGGACUCACCAGACACAUCAACAAGUGCCAUCCGUCAGAGAAUAGGCAGGUCCUCCUCCUGCAGCUGCCCAUCAGGCCAGGCUGUUAA
Messenger RNA from Carcharodon carcharias (great white shark), 1479 nucleotides. RefSeq names its product insulinoma-associated protein 2. Bases 1 to 1479 code for a protein of 492 amino acids. NCBI's taxonomy places the organism in Eukaryota, Metazoa, Chordata, Chondrichthyes, Lamniformes, Lamnidae. Gene Ontology annotation, molecular function: RNA polymerase II cis-regulatory region sequence-specific DNA binding; DNA-binding transcription repressor activity, RNA polymerase II-specific. Gene Ontology annotation, biological process: negative regulation of transcription by RNA polymerase II; neuron differentiation; regulation of cell cycle process. Gene Ontology annotation, cellular component: transcription repressor complex; nucleus. The record is from RefSeq and is a predicted model, not a curated record. The transcript has a single exon.